Suillus plorans is the source of this 774-nucleotide messenger RNA. RefSeq lists its product as uncharacterized. The coding region runs from base 1 to 774 and encodes 257 amino acids. Lineage: Eukaryota; Fungi; Basidiomycota; Agaricomycetes; Boletales; Suillaceae. The transcript has 10 exons. The record is from RefSeq and is a predicted model, not a curated record.
AUGCCUCAGCGAUCUAGAUUUUUUUUCAUUGCCAUCUUUCUGGCUGGGAUAUACAUGACACACUAUGUUCAGGAGGGACGUACCACUGGGAACUACCAUCACUUAAUACAAAUCUAUGCACUCGCUAGCUUUGCUGCUGCUUCUUACCUCAAUUUUACCUCAACCUCUCUCCAAACAUCUUGCUCAAUUACGCUACUUCCGGGAGUCUGUGCUGCGCUUCACAAAGUCAUAGAAGUUCAUGGGGACGGGUCAUACACAACUAAACAACGACAGUCUAUCGACAGCAUGGACAACUCAUCUCUUCUGCCACGACCGAUACACAUAGACUCGAAACUGCAGAAAGGGCAACGCCUAGGAGACAAAGCACCAGCUGUACCUCGUGGAAAAUUCAAAGAAAAAUUUCAAGUUAUGAGGGAACGCUUCGAUCAAGUUGUAGGGUUACACGAGGAGCUUGUGAGAGAUCUUGAGCUUGCAAAUGCACGCAUGCAGAAGCUUCAAGCUGAGAACGACUUGCUUCUUGAUGCUAUAAAUCUUACAGUUCCAGCAACGCCUUCCCUCAUGCAUCUCACGCGUCCCUCUCCGGCACUAUAUUCACACCCUGUAGCACCUCCAGCGGCACCGCCUCCACCUCACCAUAUGAACGGACACAGUGUUCCACAUGCUAACGGGAGGUAUCGCCCAGUAGAUCCACAUGACAUCACACCUUCGGAGCGGGAUCGUGGUCGCGAAUACCGGGAUAUUCCUCAGGAAACUACAGCGAACGGGCGCUUGUGA